Messenger RNA from Carlito syrichta (Philippine tarsier), 1396 nucleotides. RefSeq names its product sigma non-opioid intracellular receptor 1 (gene SIGMAR1). The transcript has 4 exons. The record is from RefSeq and is a predicted model, not a curated record. The coding region runs from base 1 to 525 and encodes 174 amino acids. Lineage: Eukaryota; Metazoa; Chordata; Mammalia; Primates; Tarsiidae. Gene Ontology annotation, cellular component: endoplasmic reticulum.
AUGAUUGGCCAACCGCCCGCACGUGACUGCCUGAGUGAGCCGCCGGCCCACUUGGGGGCGGGGAUCAGGACCGCUGUGAACUACCGGGACGACUGGGUGUUCGUGAACGCGGGCGGCUGGAUGGGCGCCAUGUGCCUUUUGCACGCCUCGCUGUCCGAGUAUGUGCUGCUCUUCGGCACCGCCCUGGGCUCCCGCGGCCACUCGGGACGCUACUGGGCUGAGAUCUCGGACACCAUCAUCUCUGGCACCUUCCACCAGUGGAGAGAGGGCACCACCAAAAGUGAGGUCUUCUACCCAGGGGAGACGGUUGUGCACGGGCCUGGUGAGGCAACGGCUGUAGAGUGGGGGCCAAACACAUGGAUGGUGGAGUACGGCCGGGGUGUCAUCCCAUCUACUCUGGCCUUCGCACUGGCUGACACUGUCUUCAGCACUCAAGACUUCCUCACCCUCUUCUAUACUCUCCGCUCCUAUGCCCGGGGCCUCCGACUUGAGCUCACCACCUACCUCUUCGGCCAGGACCCCUGACCAGCCAGGCCUAAAGGAAGACCUCUGGAUAGACAGGAGCGGGCAGGCCCAUAUGCAUCCACUUGCUGGAGCCCAUGUUUACAGACAGGGAUGUACACCAUGCAGAUACUGAGUUCCUGCUGUAUAAGCAGGGACAUCCAUGCUUACACAUGUAAACGCAGAGACCCAUGGGAACACAUGGGACACAUAUAGAUACUGAGACCCGUGUGUACGGCAGGAUCAUCACUCACACCCAUCCAGAGAGGGAGCCCCACAUAUACCAAGGGAGCCAGUCAUGUUCAGACACACACCACAAGCUUGACUCACCAACUCAGGCCUUUCCAGAGCUUCCCACCCCACCCCCAACCAGGGCUCGAGUUAAGACUGGGGGUGGGUAUUAUACUGCCUCAGUCUGACUCCUCAACCCAGCAGCAAUUUGGGGGGAUGAGAGGGAAACGGAGCUGCCCUUUGGAGGCCCCCUUCACCUGCAACGAUGAUGCCCUUCCCUUUCUCCUCUGUCCUCACCAUAUGCCUUACCCCCAUUCUACUUCCCUGCUAUGCAAGUGCUCCUGUGGCUUGUCCCCCACCCCUCAGCAACCCAAUCAGCUGGGGAACCAGAGUAAUAUGGAGAAUGCUGAAGUCAGGGUCAUCUAUCCCUGAAAGACCCCUGUUCCUCCCUUGGGGGUAUGAUGGGAAGCCGGCUUCAGCCCAGGGACCACCACUGAGGAGAGGACCUGGAGAGGUGGGCCUGAUUCCAAGGGGCCAUUCCUGGCCUACAGAAGGCCUUUUCUGCAUACACAUACACACAUUCCCAUCACGGUUUUCAGACAGCCCCUGUUGCAUUCUUUGUCCAUCUGUCUGUUUUUGUUAAUAAAGACCUAUCAAUCUGUUC